GCCCGGCAGGCCUAACCAAUCGAUUGAACUUCGAGACGGAGUUGAAGGUGCUAGACUAGCCUACAAGACUGGCACUGUUCCCUCCCUCGUGUGUCCUCGAGCCAAUUUUCUUUGUCGUACCGGGUCGACAUCCUCUCCCUCAUCAUCCUCUCCCUCAUCCCCACCCCUCACUUUCGCUCUCCGUCCACGCAACAGACGGGGCGAUUCCGUGAAACAGUCAAGAAGGCUUUUACUGUGUCGUUUGACUGCUGGCGAAGCUCGACCUGGACUAGCCGAACCGGUUGCUGUAGGCGGAAGAAAAGUUUGGUGGAAAGUGACUUAUUCACGGUCAACUUUCGCAUCUCAACGUUUGAAUCAAAACUUCUCCAACUACUCUCCCCACGUUCCUUCCACUCCUUCAUUCCUUAUUCACCUCCUUUUCGCUACAGCGUUAGGACAUCCUCGAGAACCUCUCAACAUCCAGACUCUUCAGACACAGGUCGACCUUAUAGUCAUUCCCGUGUUCGUAAAAGUCUUCUCUCGUCUCUCAGCCCCUCGUCGUUUCGCCUUGCGCACUAUACCCCCCUAUCCGUCAUUCGGACUCGCAUACGGCGGCUUUUGCUUCCUCAGAGACGUUAGCUCGUUUUCUUCUGAGGUAGAAGGCAUCCUUUGUGCUGAAGAAUCCCCAUUCUUUGUGUACGGUCCAUUGUCGGUUGUUCUCAUCCAUUUUGACAUUGAUUCACGGGAUAUUGAGCAAGGGGUCGUUUAUCACACGGGUCCUACUUGUGCAUUGUGAUAAAAGGAAUUUCCCUCUUGCCUUCUCUAAUUGUUUCCAAAGGGGUCCCCUUUAAUACUAUUUCUACCCACCGUGGUUUAGUCUUGGUUAGAAAGGACAGACUUCCUUCCCUCAAUCAUUCUGUCUCUCUCUAAUUCGCCAGUCUGCUAUUUCUUCUUCUUAAUUUUUUGUCGUUCUUUCGAAAUACUUCCGAUCACCUUCUUUUAUAGUUUUUUUUUUUUUUUUUUGCAAAAGACGUUUUCAGUCCUUGCAAUAGCCCUUCAUUACGGAAGAAUCGAACCCUCGACGUCCACUCACUACUUUAAUACUUAAAACUAUACCCCCCUCACCACAACCAUGGCCUACCAACCUUGUGAUUCUUAUUUCGUGGAAGAUAUGGAGCAGGAUGGCGUUUUUGCGGCUAGCAGGUCAAGACAGGAGAAGGCUCGCAUAGAUGCGGAUACACAGAUGGAGAUUGCUGAUGAGAUGUCGCGCAUGGUUUCCGAGGAGUAUCAAGAAGAUGUUCUCGACCAUAUGGAAGUUAUGGAGGCCGAGACUUUACCGGAUGUGGCUAGUAUCGAUAUCCAAACGGAAAUCCAGUGGUUCAUGCGUCCGUAUCUUCUCGAUUUUCUCAUUGAAGCCCAUACAGCUUUCUCACUUCUCCCGGAAACCCUGUUCCUUACUGUUAAUCUUCUCGACCGAUACUGUUCAAAGCGUGUCGUCUACAAGCGUCACUACCAAUUGGUUGGAUGCUCGGCCAUGCUUAUUGCUGCUAAAUAUGGAGAUAGGAAGGAUAGAGUGCCAACAAUACGGGAGUUGAAGUCUAUGUGUUGCGGCCUUUAUGAUCAGGACAUGUUUAUUCAGAUGGAGUGGCACGUGCUCCAAACUUUGAACUGGACUGUUGGACAUCCUACGGUCGACAACUUCUUGCAAAUGGUUCUUCAGGAGGUGAACUGCGACCUUGAGGUGGAAUGUAUGGCGAGGUAUCUUUCAGAGGUUGCACUCUUUCACAAGGAUUUUGUUAGCGUACGGCCAUCUGUUAUGGCAAGGUCUUCAUUGGCUCUUGCUCGUCACAUCCUUGGCCGCCCCAUCCCCCGUCAUUCGGAAUGGGCUGGGAAAUACGAUACGAAUGUUCUUGUCCUUUUGUCUCAGAACCUACAUCGCCCUUCGUCGAUUCUAUCACGAAAAUACGCCAGCCCGGAAUACGCGUGUGUUUCGACAAUCUUAGAAGAGUUUUUAGCUCGUCAGGCACAGAUUGCCAAACAGCGCAUGCCCCCUACACCGCCGUCAGAAGUGUAUGAAUCCUCGCGGACAGCUAUGGAUGAAGAUAUGAAGUCUCAGGAUGUACAUAUGACCCCUUCAAAGGGUCAGCAGCAGGUUACUAUGGGAUACAUUACACCACCAGUAACACCUAAUGCAGGAUACUUUGCUUCGGAUGGUGGUGUUCCUUCGUCACGGAUGCCCAUAACGCCAACACCUCAACACCAGCAGCAGUAUCUUUCAUGACUUCUUUAACGGGAGCUUCGCGUUCGUUUUAAUAACUUGUCGCCUGUUUUUAUCUGCCCCAUCAUCCGAUGCUUUUCUGUUUGCAACUAUUCUUCACCCACUAAGGGAAAGGCCAUCCCAUCGCAUUCGACCCCUAUUCAACCACAUCGAAAUUGCAAAUUCCAUCACUAAAAUCAAAAUGUUCAAAAGGGGAAGGCUAAAAACUGGAAAGUCGAAUUGGUUUAGUCGUUUGAUCUUGUCGGACUCUUUUGGUUAUUUUGCUUUGGUCCCAUUUCCCUUUAGUUUCCUUUGUUAUUUAGUUGCCUUUGAUUUGUCUGAUUAUUCGCAUUUGCAAUGUUGGCAUCUGCAUUCCAUUUUUCUUUAACUAUCAUUUGAGCGUCACUUUUCUCUCUUUUUUGUUUCGUUGCCAUUUUUUAUUUUUGAUAUUGUAUACCACAUAGUGUGUUUUUGCGGAUUCUCCUUCGCUCGGGGAGACUCCUGAAAUUUGCUGGAGAACCACUAAGACUGUCAGAAUUACGAGUGGGGGGGCGAAAAAAGGACUACCAUUGAACACAAGGGAGAGAGAAAUUGAAAACAAAGUCAUCGAUCUUAAUUGAUUCCUUUUUUUCCUUUUCCACUUCUUUCUCUUCACUCUUCGUUUCUAUAAUUCGAUGGGGGAUAAACUCUCUGAGGGUCCCCGCUAGAGGACCCUUUUUUCUUCAUUAUCUUUUAAUACCUUUUUUUUUUUUUAUGCUGUGCAGGAAAUCUGAUCUGUACUUAGUCACCGUCCCAUAUCCUCUAAGAGAUGGGCCGGUUCCUUUUUGCAAUGUUAAUUCCUUCUAAGCAUUGUCAAGUGGUUCUCGAUCUCGAGGAGGAUCUUUUCAUUCCACUUUUACUUAUACCAUUUCUCGCUUUUUUCAUUCUCCUCUUCACCAAAAAAUCUGGAGGCUGGUUUUUUUUUCUUUUCACUUUCCUAUAUACCCUUGAACUCUUUUUCCAUAACCUAUUCAUCCUCAUACCCCCUGUUUCUAAUCGAUUCGUGGCAUCAAUCUCUGCCAACCUAUUUAUCAUCACUUCGUCUCUUGUAUGUUGGUUUUCUGUUUUCUGUUUCUUCUUUUUUUUUUUUUUGGUUCUCGACGCUUGCCUUUGCUUUCGCUUUUACUCACUUUACUUACAUACACUCUUCUCUUACGUUUCAUUAACAAAUAAAAAAAAAGUUGGCACGGGAAGGGGGAGGCCCUGAAGGUCGGGGUGUAGGGAGGGGAGAGGAGGCGAGGAUUGGUGGAUCUUUUUUUUUUUUUUGACAUUAUCAUAACCGAAAUCAGGCUGGCUGGCUGGGCAGGAUAUUACUACCACUACUAUGGCAACUUUUUUGGAGCGUGAUGGGAAAUAUGUUCACGGAGAAUAUUUGUAUGGAUCUCUCUCUUUUUAUUUUUAUUUUUUGG
This is a messenger RNA of Tuber melanosporum (Perigord truffle), 3684 nucleotides long. RefSeq lists its product as uncharacterized. The transcript has 4 exons. The coding region runs from base 1112 to 2260 and encodes 382 amino acids. Gene Ontology annotation, biological process: mitotic cell cycle phase transition; regulation of cyclin-dependent protein serine/threonine kinase activity. Gene Ontology annotation, molecular function: cyclin-dependent protein serine/threonine kinase regulator activity. The record is from RefSeq and is a predicted model, not a curated record. Gene Ontology annotation, cellular component: cyclin-dependent protein kinase holoenzyme complex; nucleus; centrosome. NCBI's taxonomy places the organism in Eukaryota, Fungi, Ascomycota, Pezizomycetes, Pezizales, Tuberaceae.